AUGGUCAAAAGAGCACUUCCGAACGAGCGCUCCCCAGCUCGCUAUCCUGAAGAAGCCUUCCUACCGAAUCGUUGGAACCCACCUACAUCUCCAACCUAUCUCCCACCACCAAACCACGCAGGCCUCUCACGUCAGCCUUUCCAUUCUCGUGACCCUCCCGAAUACGGAUGGGGAGCUCGUUCAGCCCGUCCGCUGGAUACCACCAGCUCACCUGACACAUGGUUUCCGAACAACCGCGACAUGCCGAGACCGGCAGAAGGCUUCGCACGCUCUUCUAUUCUCGCCGGAUUGCCCAUGGCUGCAGCCGCUACCGUUUCUUAUGGCGUAGGACCACCAAUGGCUUCAGAUGUACCGCUUCUUGACUCAAGCAGGAGCUCGGACGAAGAAUGGAGAAGAUUUGAGGAUGACCGCGCAAUCCCACGCAAUGCACCGAUACCGUCAAUGAUGCACGCUUCCGCGCAUGCUCCUGCAUCUUUCCGCGAUCCACCACCGAUCACUCCUUCAGUCCAGCCUGCUCCCAGCGCUGCUGCUGCUCAGUCAGCAGAUCCUGAUCCUCCCCGAGCUAGAGUUGCAUGCACUUUCUGCCGAGCUCGCAAGUUGCGAUGCGAUGGAGCUACUCCCUGCAGACAUUGUGAGAGACGCAGCAUCGAUUGCGUCUAUGUGCCCAACAAAGGUAAAGCAAAAGGCUCGGCUCGCGCUCCUUCCAGUCCUGGCAAGGGCAAUCACGCCUCCCUCCCAAACGAUCAAAGCAAGAGCAAACAUGCCGAAAUGGCUCAUACAGGUGCGAGUGAACGCGAACGAGGCACGAAGCGGAGGGAGUCUUCGAAUACUUUUGAUGCCCACAAUGGCUCCUUCAGCGCCAGCGAUGCAAGUCAGACCGACUCUUCCAAACGCUUCAGGAAGUCGAGCGAUCAAGAGCGGCGAUACUCACCCGUUACUACUUCAGACCAGAGUCGUAGAUCGAGUGCGACAAGCGCUUCGAGUCCGAGCAGCAGCAUGCCUGGCUCCGACCUCGCCAUGAUACAGAACAACGAUGCGCCGAUACCCAUGGAACCAACCUUUGGCGGUCAAGAAGAUUGGUGGAAUCAACUGCUCGCCAUCUUUGGCAGGUCGAGAGCAACAUCGAUGCGCAUGGUCCGACAUCUUCUCACCCGUUUCGUUCAGUCCAACGCCGUCUUCUUUGGCCUCUUGCAUGCACCUACCCUGCUCAAUGUCGUCUCUGGCAGUCAUGGUUAUACCCACGGCGAUCCGGUCCUCUACCUCGCUGUUCUCGCCGUGUCUGCCUGCGACAUGCAUCAGGAUCGCAUCGCAGACGAAGGCACAGGAGACAUGCGCGCCGCCAACGAGGCUUCUCGAAGGCUCGCAUCACGUCUUUCCGACAUGGCCGCCAACUACCUCCAGACCUCGACCGCCCAUGGAUCGGCCCUGUCACCUUCGAUCGGUCAAGCUGCGAGUAUCUUGGCUCUCACACAGCCCGACGGCAGUACCGAACAGUCUAGCUUGAUCAGGCUCGCCGAGAACGUCGUCCGCAUUCUCAGACUGCACGAAAGGGUUUCGUCGCGAGAGCCCUUGCUGCAAGACAGCGAACCUGACUCGCCCUUGUAUUGGUCGAGACCCGUCACCUCGCAUUCUCCCGAGUCUGAAGUCAAGUACGAAUCCAUUGUCCGAUUGUGUUGGACGGGUAUUAGCCACCGCCUCCGCAAAUACAUCGCCAAACCAGACGAGGACUUCGGUGAUGUCGACCUGCCCGAAUAUAUCCUAGAGAUCCGACCCAUGGCCUUCUGGCAACCAAGUCUGCUGCCUUACAAGCUGCCACCUCCCUUCUUUCACUCUCAGGACCUUAUGAGGCGAUCCGCCCAUCUUUCUCGGCUUGCCGUGUCGUUAUCGAAGCUGCAAAAGAUCAAGGAGGUACCUGAGUCUAGCUCACCCACGCCAGAGAUGCUAAAGGAGGUCAAGGGGAUUCUGCGCGCUCUCGAUCGCCUGGAAAAGGCCUUUGUGCGCCAUCGUCCGCGCAGCGACGCCGAAAAGCAAAAUGUGCUCGGCAGGACACUGCAGAUGUUCUGUCGAAUGCAUGUCUGGGUGCGACUCACCAUUUGGCGCAAGUACCGACUCUGGACUUGGCCUGGAGUGAUUCUGAACAGCAUCAACGCGGUAGACACUGUCGUGCCAGAUGCAACGCAGGCAUCUUCUGCACAGGAACCACCGCAACAGCAGCAGCAGUCACAGACGCUAUUCCCUCUGCACCAUCCCACCAUCGAAUUCUGGCUCGGCAUCGUGCAGGAGAUGAUCACUGCUAUGCAGCAGGAUCUCGAUGCGCAUGUCAUCGAUCAAACGGCUCUACGCACGACCGUCUCCGACGUCGACACGCUUGUACGCCAUACCAUAUGCACUUUUGAUCUGAUCGAGGCCACGGCCAACACGCAGCCCCUGUUGGUCCAGAUUGACGCAGCUCUCAGCAUUCUCAAGCGUGUCCUCGCUUACGCCGCACUCAAUACCGCAUCGAACGGCCUCCAUAUCACUGACGAGAUCACGGAGAGGGUGCAGGCCGCCGAGGCGCGCCGUGCCAGCUACCAAAUCGCUGCUGCGGCUGCUGAUACAUUUGUGUCUCCACUCGACACAAGGAUAUCCGAUGGCGAUCUGUCGAUGGGAGAUCGCUCCACGCAUGUAAAUGAAGCGGCUCCCAUUCUGGCCUAA
This is a messenger RNA of Ustilago hordei, 2694 nucleotides long. RefSeq lists its product as uncharacterized. NCBI's taxonomy places the organism in Eukaryota, Fungi, Basidiomycota, Ustilaginomycetes, Ustilaginales, Ustilaginaceae. Gene Ontology annotation, molecular function: DNA-binding transcription factor activity, RNA polymerase II-specific; zinc ion binding. The transcript has a single exon. Bases 1 to 2694 code for a protein of 897 amino acids. The record is from RefSeq and is a predicted model, not a curated record. Gene Ontology annotation, biological process: regulation of DNA-templated transcription.